Molecule: messenger RNA, 1302 nt
Organism: Aspergillus chevalieri
Lineage: Eukaryota; Fungi; Ascomycota; Eurotiomycetes; Eurotiales; Aspergillaceae
Exons: 2
Coding region: 1-1302 (433 amino acids)
Source: RefSeq, a predicted model, not a curated record
AUGGCCACCGAAAUCGACCCCAGACAAGGCGUCGAUCCCCUCCAGACACCAAAGCCGCUAAAACGACCCCUCCCCAACGCCGCACAAAUCCCUCUACGCACUUUCCAUAUACCAGACUUUCCUCCUGAAGCGGCACAUCUCAAGGAACUGACUUUGACGUCUGAUAUAAAACCAUCGGAGUACUCAGAUCUUCUUGCGACGACUGUGUCUUCAGAUGCGAUCUCGAAAUCUAUACCCGAGGGAAUCGAAUCACUUACCCUAGAACUCUUCUCUCUGGGCUAUCCAGCAUCUUUCCUAGCAAACUUAGGCCAAGCACUUCCAAAUCUCAAAGCGUUAACACUGUAUUCCCACCUCAUCGAUGGCAUCAGCGACGCUUCGCGCAAAGAUGCGGGUGAAUUCAUGUUCAACGCCCUGGUUGGUAACGGAGAUAACGGCGGUGGCCUAAGAGAACUACAUCUGCUCGACGCUUUUUGCAGGAAAGGUUUCUAUGCUGGAAUUGGCGAGACUCUGGAGGAUCUGUACUUGGAUGGUGAUGCAGCUUCGGCGAUGCUUCUUCUUGAAGUAUCGUAUACGUAUCGCGGUCACUCGGAUCCGGACUUUUUAUCGCGUGUCCAUGGCGAUGAGAUUCCGUUGAUGUUGGUUCCAUCGUUGAUUGCUGUGUCGCUGAGGUUAUCGCCUCAGCCACAGGAUGGAUCUGCAGCUGGGUUCUCUAACGGACUCCCAUAUGAUCCAGCGGACGUGGACGCGGAUGGAAACCCUAUCCCCGGGCAGAAACCACAGGGAAUAAUACCAUUCCCCUCAACAUACCCAGGAACAGCACUGCUUGUCGAGAAACUCACGCCAACCCUGGAAACAACUGAAGACGAAACGGAAGACCCACCGAUCCCAGGCCCACAAGCCCUAAAAAUGCUUGACUCCACCCUCUACACACUGACAUUGGACGAACUGUCGCGAAUCCUCGGUCACCAAACGCAGCUGGCUGUGUUGAAUGCCAGUGUUCUUAUUGGAACAGAUGAGCAUGCAAAGAAGACUAUUCUCAAUACAAUACGAUCUGCUAGUCCGGCUUUGGAAACAGUGGAGCUUGUGGGUGUUCCGGAGGAAUUCAUUGAGGAAUCUUUGCUUUCUGCAUUCCAUGAGAUAUUCCCUACGGCAGCUGAUAUGGCAGCUUUAUCCGAGAGUCUGCCGCAGUUAGACAGCCUUAGCAUGAACAUCCUAUGUGCGCCCAAGUUUGGAGCCGUGAGCUGGAAUAAACAGCCAGGUGGGGAGUGGGUUGGUGGAUUCGUUGCAGAUGACCAGAUAUAG